Molecule: messenger RNA, 495 nt
Organism: Mesorhabditis belari
Lineage: Eukaryota; Metazoa; Nematoda; Chromadorea; Rhabditida; Rhabditidae
Source: the annotation of a GenBank genome assembly
AUGGACUCAACUGAACUUUUAUAUAAAUUGCUAUCGAAUUCGAGGGUGAAAUGCAGCGAUUUGACCUCAGUGCAAGAGAAGCUGGCAAAAAUACAAAACGAUGGACCAAACGAAUUAUUGAUUCUUUCUGAUUUUGAUUACACGGCAACAAAGGCUUUCGAUGAGAAUGGCCGGAGAUGUUGGCCAACUUUAGGAGUUUUUGAAAUAUUGCUUAAUCAGAUGGAAGGUGGUUUAAGUGAAGAGCUGAAAAACGUUUUCACUCGCUACACUCCAAUUGAAUUGGAUCCAAAUUUGUGUGAUGAAGAGAAGACUCCGCAUAUGAUUGAAUGCUGGACUCAACUGCACAACAUUAUUCUAUCAUCUGGCUUUGAUCGAAUUGAGAGAUGGAUUCAAGGAAUGGGUUCGAUUCUUGUCAAAUCAAAACAUUCCAAUCUGCCUUUUUUCGACAAACUGUGGAAAUGUUAUCGAGAUUCCUCAAAAUAUAUCGAUUAUUGC